UCAGAGACAGACACAAACCCAGAGGAGCACAGCGCACAGGUUUCACCUCCUCUUCCUCCUCAUCACCUCCUCUCCAUCAUGGAUUCUCCUCGGGCUCGUGCCCUGCUCUCCGCCGGAUAAACUUUGGACUUACUCUCGUAUGAUGGGAAUAUACUGCCUGUGCGCUCGGCCCCGUGGAUCUAUACUGUCUUAAUGGAAACCAUGUCACCGCAGCAGGGGACCAUGGGACAGAACAGGUCUGACUCUCUGACGGGAGAGAGCAAGACUCUUCCCGACAACAAAAAGAAGAUGAAGACCUUGGCCCAGAGACGACAGUCAGCUCCCUCGCUGGUCAUCAGCAAAGCACUUACCAGAUCGAGAAGCACAUCCAGAGAAAGCUGUUUGACGCCAGUCAGCCCAGAAUCAUGUGCCCUUGUCCAGGCCUUCCUGGCAGAAUGUCCAGGCCGUCUGUUCCUGGGUCAUGCCCAAACACAACUGAAGACGGGCCUUCAGACCCAGGAGAGACACCUCUUCCUCUUCACCGACACGCUGCUCGUCGCCAAGGCCAAGUCUCCAACUCAUUUCAAGGAGAAGUCCCAAGUCAGAGUGUGUGAAAUGUGGACUGCCAGCUGCAUAGAAGAGGUGUGUGAGGGAAGCACCAGCCCAGAGAGAAGCUUUGUCAUGGGUUGGCCCACCUGCAACUUUGUGGCCACCUUCAGCUCUGAGGAGCAAAAGGACAAGUGGUUGGCACUCAUCAAAAGUCGGAUCAUUGAGGGAAAAGAGAAGGAUGACCCCAAGACGAUUCCUGUGAAGAUAUUUGCAAAGGAUAUUGGAAAUUGCGCAUAUGCCAAAACACUUGCGGUCAGCAACAGUGACAGCACCACUGAUGUCAUCCGCAUGGCUCUGCUGCAGUUUGGCAUAUCAGGAUGCGUGAAAGAUCACCGAUUGUGGGUGAGCUCCUGUAAGGACGAGCCUCCAUACCCUCUCAUUGGUCACGAGUUUCCCUUCAGCAUUAAGAUGAGCCACAUUCGGGAUGGUGGGAGCAGUGGUGGAGGACUGGGAGGAGGAGCAGGGAGGGAUCCAACAAGUCCCACAGGAGUGCUGCUGCUGGACCAGUGUCUCCCACCAGACACCCAAUGCCAAUUUAUCCUCAAACCCAACAAGGUUGCCCCAGCACAGGCAUCACUUAUAGAGCCUGGUCAGCAGAAAUCUUUUAAGAGGAAGAGGUCUCUGAUCAACUGGCCUUUCUGGAAAGGUUCCAACACACAGCUGGACAGCCUGCCCCUGUCCCCGACCUCGCUCUCCCCCAUUCAGGGACGGCUGUUCGGACGACCCUUGAGCUCCGUCUGCUCUCCAGAACACGGCCUGCCCAAGCCUGUCAUGGACAUGUUGGUGUUCCUGUACUUAGAGGGCCCGUACACCAGGGGCAUCUUCAGGCGGUCAGCUGGGGCCAAAGCCUGUCGGGAGCUUCGAGACAUACUGGACAGUGGAACCGAGGACCCGGAGAUCACACACCAGUCUGUGUUCGUCAUCGCUGCUGUCCUCAAGGACUUCCUGCGAAGUAUCCCUGGCAGCGUGCUGUGUGUGGAUCUGUAUGACCAGUGGAUGGAUGUGACCGAAGUUGAGGCAGGGGAAGAGAAGAUACAAGCUGUCCAGAAGUUGCUCCACCUCCUGCCUAGUGAAAAUCUGCUUCUGCUGCGACAUGUGAUCGCUGUGCUGCACUGUAUCCAAGGCAACGCCCACGACAACCAGAUGAACACCUUCAACCUGUCCGUCUGCAUCGCGCCCAGCAUGCUUUGGGCUCCGGCACCAAGCACCCCCGAGGUGGAGGGGGAGGGCACCAAAAAGGUGUGUGAGCUGGUUCGCUUCCUCAUAGAGAAAUGCUGCAGCGUCCUGGGAGAGGACGUCACUUCGCUGUUCAGAAGCUUCAGUCAGAAGAGCAGCAGCAGUGACCACGGAUCAGAUGUUUCAUCAUUCCAGAUGAACGACUCAUCCUAUGACAGUUUGGAGAAUGAGCUGAAUGACGACCCGGAGUCUCCCUACCAGGAACAACUGCCCCUCCGUGAUAAAGACAAGCCGGACAGCCGCAGCCGUGACUCUGUUAUCACUCUCAGUGAUUGUGACCCUGAUCCCGACCCUGAGGCUGACCUCCUACUGCAGCUCCCCCCCUUGGCCAGACCCAGGAGGUUCAGCCCAGCGGUUCGACAGCCCCGAGCCCGCCAGGCCAACGGCCCAUCACAGGGUCCCAGGAGGCUAAGGAGGAGUUCGGAGCCCGCCUUGGCCCUGGCAAGCACAACACCCUCGGGUACAGUGAGUGUUCAAGCCGAUAACCACUGCCUACCAGUUAGGAAGGCGAGUUAUGAUGCUGCCAUGGAAGGGGAGGGGGAGGAGGAUGAGGUGUUUCUGGAACAGGGGUUGAGUGGGUUGCAGCUGAAGGAGGAGGAAGAGGAUAGAUGUGAAAAGACAGGAGCUAAAGUCUGUAAUGGUGGUCGAAGGAAAGUGAAGCAUGCCCCUCCACCUCCUUUGCGACUGGAUGCCAGCUGUUCCAGUCUAUCAUCCCCGGCAACCUCUCCCACAGGCUCCUCCCUCAGCUCUUUGGACUCCGCCUUCUCACAGUACUCUACUGACUACACCACCAAUGGGGCGAUUCCAUUGGCUGAGCCUGCUCCUCUCUCCCCUCUCAUUCCUGGGCGGCCUCGGCUGUCACCCAGGGACUCCCCUCCACAGAGGGAAGCCCCGCCUCAUUGGCCACAGCCCAUCCUGCCCCCUCGAACCAGCCAAACCCCCUCACACACUCAUGGCCUCCACCCUAACACGUGGCUCAAGAAGGAACGCCCUUUGUCACUAAGGCAGCAGGAUAAUAGACACAAAGAGGAGGACACACCUGUUGUAAAUGGGAAGAUUCACCAAACCUGUAAUGGCUACUCCACCAGUGCCCAGGGGGCCGUGGUAACAAAUCGAAACUGCCAACGGAGAUCAAGCAGCCCUCCAUCCUACCAGCAGGCUCUGCUGCAGCUGCAGCACAGCCGCUGUCCGUUUUAUAGAGGAACAGAUAAACCUCUGACGGUCAGAGAGCUCAGGCAGCUUCACGACCAGACCUCCACCUACAGAUCCCCAAUCUCCGCUUCCCCUAACAAACCCAAACCACAAACAGGAUGUGAGGUCACACAGAGGCCCACUAGAAAUGAGUGUGCGCAGCCCCCACAGGGGGUUUUCUACGGGCAGAGUGCCACCACUCUGGUACUCCAGAGGCAAAAGUCCCACUCUCUAACUCCAGCCAUGGAAGGACACAAAGGGACAAGGACCCUUGCCCUUCCCCGUCGAGCAUCUGAACCUUCCAAGGUCAGUGCCGACUUAAACCCUUCCUCCAGUCUCACCCUGGACAGACCUCACUAUUCGAAAGGUCAGCAUAAAGAUGGUGGCCUAAGAGUGUCAGAGGUGGAGCCCAAUCACAGCCAGCCACGCUUCUGCCUGUCUCCAUCUGCCACCCGGGCUGUAAGGGACUACUUUUCCUCCCAGGGUCAGGAGGAUGAAGAUUCCUGCAUGAGGAAUAGUCAGGAGGUGGCACUGGCUAUUGUGCAGGGGAAGAGAGAAUGGCAAAGCAGGAGGUGCAGUGACCCACGAGUGGACGAGUUUGACCAGCUUUUUUUUGCAGAAGAGUCAUAUGUGUAAAUAAGAACUUUGUACAGAACUGUGUAAGAGAGAUUGUUUUCUUAAUCUGAUAUGAUGACUUGUGUAAAACCGUCUUCAUUUUUGAUGUCAUAAUGUUCCUCCAUAUAACCCUAUGGCCUCCGGGCAGCAGUAGUCAGCCUGAUACAAAAAGGUGUUGCAAGUUACUGAAAUGGUACAUUUUCUUUAAAAGGUACAGAAAUCCUUCAAACCUGCUCACAGUGGCGCUGUUAGUGAUAGCCCAAAAUAUUCUACAAAAGAAGUUUAAAAGUGCUUUCAUUUACUUUACACUGAUGAUCACAUUUGGGACCCUAGAAAAUUAUUUGUUGAGUAGUGAUUAUUGAUUAAAUAAACUCUUUACAGAGAAGAUGGAGUUUAAUAAAACAUCUGCAUCUGGAAACAAGCAUUAGUCAGCAUUAAAGUUCUCGUGCCAUAAUCUUGUUCCUCUGAAAAAUAUUUUUGUCCUUAUUUUGCCUUCGGAAUGUAUCACAGCUUCAGCACUUGGACAUACAAAGUAAGGAGGAGGAAGGCAAAGCAGCCUUUUGUCUCAUUCCCUGGAAGCUUAUAGAAUGAAAGUUUAUUUUUAUCAUUUCUCAAGCCAGAAGAAAAUCUAUAAAGACUGAUGGAAAAUUAAGACUAGGCCACUGAUUUUUCUAGUCAGUUUUUACCUGGGAAGAGCAGAAAUUUCUCCAAAACUGCAUGAAUUUGCAACUUUUACUGUAUACUGUCAUACUCCUUGCAGUUGGCUUGUGCAGAAAGAAAUGCACCAAGGUAGCAAUUUUUCAGGUGGUACAAGUUUUGGCACAAUGAACGACAUCAAUUUGUUCACACUGACUGCUGUGUCUUCAUGCAAAUACUAUGAACAUGUCUUUGGCUUUAUCCACAACACCUGUGUUGUUUGCUCUUGUGUUUUAGGGAAGAUGGGCUGCUGUACAUACUUAUUCCUUGAGAAAACAGAACACCUUAGAUUAUUUUAAUGGCUUUUGUACCUUUUAUGAAAAAGUUCAUCUGUAAAGUGAAGUAUUUUUCCCCAGAAAGUGAAAUUUGAUUGAAUCAGUGAAUCAAUAGUGCUGGUAUUUAUUCAUAUGAGUCGAGUUUCCAGACACACAGCACACGGUGUUGUCCUCUGUAGCUCUGGUUUAUAUUGCUGUGACCUGGGAAGGAGGGGAGGUGGGAGGAAGAAGGAAAAUCCAUCGAGGUGCAUGUGUGUGAAAGAAGGUCAGAAUGUUGCUGAAUAUGAUUUGAUCAUUGACAGUGUGUCCUGAGCAGGAAUGUGAGAAAACCUGUGCCAUUGAGGGAGAAAACUUCUUCAGGCUUGCUUUCAGAGUACUUCAUUACUCUCACCAAGAAACCCCCUCAUUCUCGCAAGAAUGACAAGGACACAGCCUGGUGUUUGUGUGUGUGUGUGUGUGUGUGUGUGUGUGUGUGUGUGUGUGUGUGUGUGUCUGUGCGUUCAAUGCAUCAUUGUUGUCCAUAAUAAGUUCCAGUGUUGCCACGAUUGCAGUACUGAUUUCUUUGGUGACACUUAACAAUAAAUGACCUUUUUUCACUGUGUUUUAAUUAAUUUGAAUUAAUUUUGAAUAAUUAAAGAAAACUCACUGAUAAUAUAUUCUUAGCACAGUGUGAGAGCAGUUUUCAUGAGUAUUACCACAGUGUUCUUACGACCUUAACAUCACUUUUUCCACAGGACCACACACUGGAAUAAGGCCAUUGUCACGUUAAGUGUUUCCAUUUAAAUGGUCUCAAAAAGUACUUUAUCAUGUAUUAUUAAUGUUGUUAUUACCAUUACAGUGAAAUGUGUCCAACCUGUAUAGUUCUACAUAUUUAUGAUACAGAAAUAUAUAAUUAUAUAUAAAUAUAACAUCUUGUUUCUUUGGUAUGUUGAGUUGUGUGAGAAAAUCAAAUGUGUAUUUUUGUACAUGCCAAUUUUGCUGCUGCUGUCUCUAUAGAAAGUAUAUUUGCUACAAAACGCACCAUUUGUAUAUUUGUGUACAUCUGAUGUCCAGUGCUCAUGAGGACAAAAUAUCAUUGAUUUUAAUAAAUGUCGCUCUUGUGAAAGUA
This is a messenger RNA of Scatophagus argus, 5709 nucleotides long. RefSeq names its product Rho GTPase activating protein 20 (gene arhgap20). Gene Ontology annotation, biological process: signal transduction; regulation of Rho protein signal transduction. The transcript has 15 exons. The coding region runs from base 193 to 3651 and encodes 1152 amino acids. The record is from RefSeq and is a predicted model, not a curated record. Gene Ontology annotation, molecular function: GTPase activator activity. NCBI's taxonomy places the organism in Eukaryota, Metazoa, Chordata, Actinopteri, Scatophagidae.